GUCUUCUUGCACAACAAAAAUGGCGGCGCCCUGCACAUACGUGACGAGGUCGGCUUCAAGAGUUUUCUGUCAGUUGUUGUCACGGCAGUGGAUACUUACGACUGGACAGCUAUCCACACCCUCGUGUCUUAAUUUGUACGAAUCGAGUCACAGGAGACGUCUACAUUGCAGUCAAACUCCAGCUUUCGCCAAUAUAAAUGUGGAAUCGCAAAAGGAAGGAUUCUCAAACAAGGCAACAGGAGAGAAGAAAACUGAGUCGAAAACAAAGGCAGAAGAAGAAGAGGAGGAAGAAGAUGAUGGGCCAGAGUACAUCCCAAAAAGGAAGGCUAAAAACCCCAUGCUGAAGAUAGGAUAUGCCUGGAUGAUCGGGUUGCCCACCGGGAUCAUCGGUUUCAUCCUGGCCAAACGAGAAGUCGACAAGAACCGCCUUAAACAGCUGAGGAUACGACAGAGGAUGAAGAGGGCCAACGAGGGGGGAGAGUACGAGAGUAGCCGCUACCGAAACGUUUCAAGUGGAGUGGAGUGAAAAACUAUAAAGAAAAGAAAAGCCAAGCCUGCCCCCAGAGCCAUCUAAUAGGAGAGUUGUGACAACUGGAGAAUCUGGAAGUAGAUUUGCCACUUGCUUCAAUCUAGAUUGAAAUAGUGCCUGGAAGCGGCUGCAUAAGCCAAAAUAAAGGAGCAACGGACUAAAUUUAUGGGUAAUUACCAACAGAUAUACAAUUCAUCAAAAUUCGCUGGCAUUAUGUAAAUCUGCGAAAUGAGACCCAUUUUAGGAUAUGGGUUCCACUACACCCUGCUGUGGAAGCCACAUCCUGGCACUAAUAGAGCAGGUAUGAGAGCACCAUGAGCAACACUGAGCUGUAGAAAAAAAACCAGAACACAGCAGUCAGUGGGAUCAGCCUGACUCUCCUAUAGGCCUAUUACAGUAGAUGGCUCUUGCCUGCUCCUCUUAGUCCUAUUAGAUGGCUCUGUUCUGUCCCAUUAAUGAAAUGUCAGGAUGUGCACCAACGGAAGCAGCACAGCUGCUACUGUAAUAAUAUGUAAAUACAGAACAUGUUUGAAAUAUGGGGAAAGGGAUCAGUUUCCAUGACUGAGGUGUAAAUGGCUGAAAGAUAAGUAAAUUAUGAGUGACCUUCCCCCUGCCCAGAUGGCCUUGAAGUUGUAGUGGACAAUGCCAUACUAUGUGGAAUAUUUUUCAAUGAGAAAAAUUGAAUCUGUAUAUAAGUGUAUUAUUAUAUUGAAUGGUGUAAAUGCUUCACGAAUAAGGUGUGUUAAUAAAGCACCAUCGACUGUUUAAAACAGAAGUAUUUUCUUUAUUAACAAAGAUACAGUGGAAAACAGCAGCUUCUCUUAAGCACACACACAAAGUAAUUUCAGUUUUCUACAAUUUUCUUCUGUUACUACAGAUGUCCAAUUACAAAAAUUAGGCAUUUGCUAAAUUCUUGUUCCUAAAGCAUAGGUGUACUAAUGAAAAAAAAGCUUAAAAAGGUACACUGUGCAGGAAAUGGUCAAAAAGGGUACUGCAACUACCGUAUGCUUCUCAUUGAAACUGGGCUGCCUAUUGUCAAAUUUGAUCUUUACAUGAACGUUUACUAAGUAAUAAACAAAUAUUUCCUAGUAUGAUCCAAGUACAGUCAUUUUUGCAGCUAAAAAUGGCUAUUUUUGGAAAUUCAAAAUGGCGAACCAUGGAGAAGAUCCCCCUUUUCAUGUAUGAAAAGUGCAAUUUUUCCAGUCAUAAUGAAUACUUAGAAUUUGAUGGUCGUGGUAAGUAUUCAUGAAAAAGGUAACAUUAGUGAAUGGGCAGCAUGAAUUCUGGAAAUAAACAACUAAAAAUCUCACACAGUGUACCUUU
Messenger RNA from Engraulis encrasicolus (European anchovy), 1852 nucleotides. RefSeq names its product DUF4748 domain-containing protein. The transcript is spliced from 3 exons. The record is from RefSeq and is a predicted model, not a curated record. Lineage: Eukaryota; Metazoa; Chordata; Actinopteri; Clupeiformes; Engraulidae. The coding region runs from base 20 to 526 and encodes 168 amino acids.